AUGCCACGCCGAUUCGUGGCGCACCCGAACGUCCAGCAGCUGCUCGCCUCCAUCUGGUACGAGGGCCUGCCCGGCUUCCGGCGCAAGAACAUGGUGCUGCAGGCGCUGGAGAUCAUCCGCAUCGGCGCCAUGUUCCCGCUCUUCUCCACGGUGUACGUGAUCGCGCCGCACUCGGGCGUGGGCCAGACGCUGCGCAAGCCCUUCAUCAAGUUCCUCUGCCACGCCGCUUCCUACUUUACCUUCCUUUUUUUACUUAUCCUAGCUUCCCAACGCAUUGAAUCUGUGAUAUCCGAAUGGCUCUUCGGCGCCGACCCCCUCAUCUCGGACGACAACCACGACGUGACGACCAAGCGGGGCUCGCCGCCCACCGUGGUCGAGUGUCUGAUACUGGCCUGGGUGCUGGGUCUGAUAUGGAGCGAAGUCAAACAGUUGUGGGACGUCGGGCUGGAAGAGUACGCCAACGACAUGUGGAACGUGAUAGACUUCGUCACCAACUCGCUGUACGUCGCGACGGUGGCGCUCCGCGUGGUGGCCUACUACCAGGUCCAGAAGGAGAAGGAGCUGUCGGGCGAGAUGGUGGACCUGCCCCGCGAGCAGUGGGACACGUGGGACCCCAUGCUCAUCUCCGAAGGACUGUUUUCUGCGGCCAACAUUUUCAGCUCGCUCAAGCUGGUGUACAUCUUCUCCGUGAACCCUUACCUGGGGCCGCUCCAAGUGUCGCUCAGCCGGAUGGUGAUGGACAUCAUGAAGUUCUUCUUCCUCUACGUGCUGGUGCUGUUCGCCUUCUCGUGCGGUUUGAACCAGCUGCUGUGGUACUACGCCGACAUGGAGAAGCAAAUCUGCAAUAAGAACCAACCGGCCCAGCAAACUGGUCUGGGCAACUCCACGCACCCGCCCGACCGCGACGCAUGCGUCGUCUGGAGGAGGUUCGCCAACCUGUUCGAGACGAUCCAAACGCUCUUCUGGGCCGUGUUCGGCCUGGUGGACCUGGACAACUUCGAGCUGGCGGGCAUCAAGAGCUUCACGCGCUUCUGGGGCAUGCUCAUGUUCGGCACGUACUCCGUCAUCAACAUCGUGGUCCUGCUCAACCUGCUCAUCGCCACCAUGAACCACUCGUACCAGCUCAUCUCGGAACGCGCCGACACGGAGUGGAAGUUCGCCCGCAGCAAGCUGUGGAUCUCCUACUUCGAGGAGGGCGGCACGGUGCCGCCCCCGUUCAACGUCAUCCCCACGCCCAAGAGCAUCUUCUACAUCUGCCGCUGGCUCCACCGAAAGCUGUGCGGUCACUCGCGGGCCGCCAAGAAGGAACACAUGCGCACCAUCCGGCGCAAGGUGAAGCAGGCAAGUGAGAGGGACUUCCGGUACCAGAGCAUCAUGCGCAACCUGGUGCGGCGGUACGUGACGGUCGAGCAGCGCAAGGCCGAGUCCCAGGGCGUGACGGAGGACGACGUCAACGAGAUCAAGCAGGACAUCUCCGCCUUCCGCUGCGAGCUCAUCGAGAUCCUCAAGAACUCGGGGAUGAACACGCACACCUCGUCGUCGACGGGCGGAGGGUCCGGCGGCAAGAAGAACCGACAGAAGGAGAGACGGCUCAUGAAGGGCUUCAACAUCGCACCGCCGCCGUCCUCGUCCGGUGGCCCGAACCUCUCCCCCGUCGUCGAGAUGCCCCUCACCUCGGACCAGUCCGACGAGCCCAUCUGCGCCGGCGCGGACAACGGCGGCGGCGGCGGCGGCAGCGGCGGCGCGGGGGCCAUCGGGGCGCUGGCGGGUCCAGAGCUCUUCGGCUCCACCAUCUCGGGCGUGCUGGGCGUGGGCCGGCGGGGCUCCGGGCACGGCCAGCACGCCGCCGGCCCCGACGCCAUGGGGCGGCUCGCGCCGAGGGGCAAAUCGCGGCUGGCGCUGGGCGGCGCGCACAAGCGGCGCUGGGGGACGCUCAUCGAGGCGGCCAAGUCGGGGCGCGUGGGCCGCCUCAUCAGCCGGUCCCGCUCCGAGGACUCGGUGUGCAACGGGUCGCGGCAGCGCGGCCACCCGCAGCACCGCUCCAACUCGGAGGAGGCCACGGACACGGACUCGGCCGAGGGGCUGGGCCACGGCCACCCGCUGGCCAACGCGCUCGCCGCGCUCAAGCGCAAGCGGCACAAGUUCUCGGCCUCGCGCGGCAGCCACGCCGUGCAGACCACCUCGCACAACGAGGGCGACGACCUGGCCAUGCAGGGCCUCGGUGGCUCGCUGCAGGGGCCCUCCACCUCGCAGCAGGCCGCGAGCGCCGCGUCCAAGAAGGCGCUGCAGCGCGCGUCCAGCGUGCCCGCGCGCACUCCGGAGGACGUGCCGGAGGCGCGCGCGCGGCCCCGCCCGCGCCAGCAGCAGCUGCAGGAGGCGGAGGCGCGGGUCAUCGAGCACCUGCAGCAGCUGCACCACCACCACCACCACCUGCCACUCACACCGUCCACCACGGAGGAGUCGGGCAGCCGGGACACGCUGCUGCUGUCGGAGGCGGCCGGCGGCGCGGCAACCAUCACGCCCCCGGGGGCGGGCCCGUCGGGGGCGGGUCCCUCGGGGGUGGCGGGGACCCCGGGGGCGGCGGGGGUGGGCAGUGCGGGCGCUGUCCAGGGGCAGGUGCCCAGCCCGGCGGAGCCCCCGAGCCCCAACGGGGAGCGCUGGUACAAGAACCGCAACGGCCUAGUGGCCACGCUGCCCAACCUGCCGCCGGGGAUCCAGCCGGUCAGCGGCCACAACGUGUCCGCCGGCUGGCUGUGAGCUCGCGGGGGCGGCGCGGGGGUGGCGCGGGGGUGGCGCGGGGUGGUGGUGCCCCGGGACAAGCCCCGACGGACUUCCACACAUCAUACGCUGGCUGGCCUGGCUGCUCGUACUCGGGCAGGUGCUUACUGGACCUUGUCCCGCGCCGCCCCGCCCCGACCCCGCGGGAACCCCCCGGCUCCAUCUCGCGUCUGUACACCGCCGGGGCGGAGCGGGACUUGUCCUAAAGUACCAUAUUACCUUGUCUAGGAUAAUAUUUUUUAUUAUUAUGAAGCAGAGCUCUUUACAAGCCACUGCUUUGACUUGUAUCAUAAAGGGCUGUUCUCGAGGAAUGUAAUCCUCGAAUUUAUUAGAGCGUUAAGGGGAAUCGGCCUAGCGAUGACUUCUGUUUAAGGCUAUCAAGCACAAUUAUUAAGGACAUUGAUACUUUACAAUACCAAAUAUAUGAACUUGUUAACUGAUAUUAUCAACAUGAAUUACAGUAUUUUUAUUUUAUUGGAGUUAUAUAGAUUUUGAGAUAUGCUCUAAAUUUGUUCUCAGAUUGUGAGGACAAUGGCAGGGCAGAGUCUGGACUUAGUUAGAAUUUUACUUCACCACCGUGACUGACAUAUUCUCCUAACUCUGCUCCGUAUUUAUAAGGUGCCCCAGAAUUAUUACCCGAACAGCAGCAUCUGCAUCUGUGACAUGCAAUAUGAUAAAGAAUAAUUUUUUCUAAAAUUAUUAUUUCAUGGACACUUUUUUGUUCACAUUACCAAUCUUAAAGGGAUGUUACAUGACAAAUUCACAAGCAAAGUGAAUUAAAGAUAAGUAAUCUAAAUCUUACGCUGACCAAUGAGAAAAAAUAAUAUUCACUUUUCAACUGCAUUUUUUAUGUCAUGUCAACAGCCUUCAUCAUAUCACAAAUCAUUUAAGGUACUAGAUGUACUCUGCUUCCUCAACAUAAACUCAUUCACAUAUUAAAAUGUGUAAACAUUUUACCUUUUGAUUGAACAAGAAACAAUAUUUGUACAAUAGAUCAAGUUAUAGAGCUCAGAACAUCAUCACAAAUCAUGACAACUUCAUCAACUCUUGAGAUCAUUCAAAUUUAGGUUGGCGUUUCUAUUACUAUUACCGUCCCAUCAUUGUAUAAAAUUUUUAAAAAGGUCUUACUUUAAGAAUUAAAUAACUAACACAUUUCCCCAUCUAAAAUGGAUAUGGUCCAAUAUCAUUAUCAAUAAAAAAUAUGUGAAGAAUUUGAUUUUGCCUAUAAAGGUUUGAAUAUUUUUCAGUCUUAUUUUCUAAAGGACCAGCAACCAGCAUCUCUAGAAAAAAUAUUGAGAAGCUACAGAAAAUGUAUAACCUGCAGGUAAAAUGUAUCUCCUCAAAUUGAACAAAAUUUUCAUUUAAAAAUAGAUUAAAAAUAACAGGAUAUUAUGUCUUGAGGAGAAAAUCUUCACUUAUAAAAUUACUAAUUUCAGAAUAGACAGAUGUUGAAAUGUGACAAACUUGUCCUCCUAGCGUAAGAUCAGACUAACUGCCAGUUACUUUGAUUAUGGGAACAUAAUGCCACUUUUUGAUAACACAGGCACAUUUUAGAGAGAUCAUGAACUGAAGUUAAUGGCUGCCUUGAACUGUGGCUAUGAUCAUGUUUCAGAGUACAUACUUUUGGAAUGGCGAUAGAAGCAUUUUUAAAGAGACAGAAGAGAUUGACAAUUAGUCUCAAACCGGAAGAAUAUUAUGUAUCUGCAGAGUGUCAUCAGAAUUACUGUACCGGGUGUAACUGUGAAUGCGCAGCAGUGCUGCGGGUUUGCCUACCUAAUUCACCCGUAAGGCGCCAUGGCCCCUGAAGCCCUGGCGGGUAUGCAAUCCCGCAACACUGCUGCGCAUUCAAAGUUACACCCGGUACACUGGUACAUUUUUAAUGAUAUUAAAUUGAACAAUUAUUUACAGUAUUUACAAUCAAAAACCUACUGUACUGUGUGGAAAAACCGUCAUCUAAAUAUGCAAAUACAUGUGGACUUCUUCAUAAAAUACAAGCAUUCAUAAAUAAAUUACAAGGCACUUGUUCAAAGAUUCAUAAGCACAGUAUAUUACCGUACGUACUAUGUGAAUAGAUAAGACAGCUCAUGUGAUGAUGUUUACCUUACUAAGGAUUUUAUUGUACAUAUGUACUAUUUUUACUGCAAUAUAUGUCUUGAGCGCAGACUA
Molecule: messenger RNA, 4944 nt
Organism: Frankliniella occidentalis (western flower thrips)
Lineage: Eukaryota; Metazoa; Arthropoda; Insecta; Thysanoptera; Thripidae
Product: transient receptor potential-gamma protein
Exons: 12
Coding region: 1-2757 (918 amino acids)
Biological process (GO): regulation of cytosolic calcium ion concentration; calcium ion transmembrane transport; manganese ion transport
Cellular component (GO): cation channel complex; membrane
Molecular function (GO): inositol 1,4,5 trisphosphate binding; store-operated calcium channel activity
Source: RefSeq, a predicted model, not a curated record